UUUAUGAUAAUAUUCCUAAUUACAACUGCAUUGGCAUUACAUAUCUAUCCAAUCUCUUAAGACCCAAAAACGUAUGCUUUUCAAUUAGCAUAUCAACAAGGCUCCUUAACAAUUGAUUUGAAUUCUUAAAUGACACAAAUGAAACUUAAAGGAUAACAAAUCAAAUGUGAUGAUUCUCCAUUUGGAGACCAUAUCAAAUGUUCCUCUUGUACCCCUAAUUGUGUUAUUGAAGAAGGUAAUCUAAUGCAUGCUGAUAUCAUCUUAAGUAAUGUCUUAGAGGAUGAACAAUUAGAAUAAAUGUUAUAUAUUUCUACAGAUAAAGAAGAAAUAUUAGGAUUAGGAUAAUAAAGAGGAAGUAUUUUUUAUAUUAUAUUAUAUAGCACCCUAAUUCCCAUAAAAUCCUUUUAUUUCCAAUAUUUUUCAUCUCUGUUUUGGCUAUACUAAAGGAUUCAUUUCUAAAGAAUUUAAGAAUUCAUACUAGAAUCAAAUAAAUUACAAACUAAAUUCCUCGUCUAAAUAUUAAGUUGAUCUUAAACUUAUUAAAGUUGAAAAUAAAACUAUUCUUAAUCUAACUGGCAAAGUUACUUAUAUUGAUAGCAGAGAUCCAUAUAUUUUAUUACCUGAAAAACAUUAUCGAAAAAUAAUUACUUUCUUCUCUCAAUAUCAGAUUGUUGAACAAUCCCAUAAUCUUAUUCUAAAAAAUGAAUCUGUAGAAUUACCUGAUAUUGAAUUUUUAUUUGAUGAAAAUCAAAAACUCAUUUUAUAACCAGAUUCAUAUGUUUUAACAAUUUAAAAUCAAACCCAAAUCUUAAGAUUCAAUAGAUCUAAAUUAAAUCGUAUAGAAUUAGGAUUACCAUUUCUAGCUUAAAGACUUAUUACUAUUGAUUAAAACACGUAAACCUUCUAUUUUUCUGAUUUUAAUUGUGACGACCAAUUUCAACAUAUACCAUAAGAAAUUGAUUACAUCAAAUAAAUUAUCCUUCCAACAUCAUUGAUUUGUCUUGUCUUAUAUUGCAUUUUCACUCAAAAAGCCAAAAUUAAAAAUUAGCUCACUGCUAAUUAAAAUUAUGAAAUGACUAAAUUAAAUUAAGAAGUAGAAGAUGAAGAAGAAAUUUGA
Messenger RNA from Paramecium sonneborni, 1117 nucleotides. The record is from the annotation of a GenBank genome assembly. NCBI's taxonomy places the organism in Eukaryota, Ciliophora, Oligohymenophorea, Peniculida, Parameciidae.